Molecule: messenger RNA, 1641 nt
Organism: Hansenula ciferrii
Lineage: Eukaryota; Fungi; Ascomycota; Saccharomycetes; Phaffomycetales; Wickerhamomycetaceae
Gene: CHR1
Product: MFS transporter
Exons: 1
Coding region: 1-1641 (546 amino acids)
Biological process (GO): xenobiotic detoxification by transmembrane export across the plasma membrane
Molecular function (GO): fluconazole transmembrane transporter activity
Source: RefSeq, a predicted model, not a curated record
AUGUCAUAUAACAAGUUUGAAGUGUUUCUAAGGAAUACAGUGUUUGGUAAACUAGUUCAUUAUACAUCAAGAGGAAAGUUUUUCAAAACUAAUGAAGAAUAUGAAGAUUAUGAAAUACCCAGUAAAUACUUGAAUGCUCAAGAACCAGUAUUAGUUGAUUGGGAUGGUGAAGAUGAUUUACAAAAUCCAAGAAAUUGGCCAUUACCAUUAAAAUUAUUCUUUGCAUUUUUAGCAUCAUUCAUUUGUUUUUCAGUUUAUAUUGCAUCUGCUAUUUAUACACCUGGUAUUGAAAUGGUUAAAAAAGAUUUAAACGUGAAUACUACAGUUGCAACAUUACCAUUAGCUCUUUUCGUUGUUGGUUAUGGUACAGGUCCAUUAUUAUUUGGUCCAUUAACUGAAAAUCCAAAAAUUGGUAGAAUGCCAGUUUAUUUCGGUACAACAUUUAUCUUUAUGAUUUUACAAAUUCCUACAGCAUUAGUUAAAAACAUUACUGGCUUUUGUAUUUUAAGAUUUCUUGCUGGAUUCUUUGCAGCAGCUCCGAUUGGUAUUGGUCCAGCAGCUAUUUGUGAUGUUUUAACUAUUCCAUAUGGUCCAAUUGGUAUAGGAUUUUGGUCAAUUUCAGCUGUUGGUGGACCUGCUUUUGGUCCAAUCAUUGGAUCAGUCUUAACUGUCAAGGAAAGCUGGAGAUGGGGCUUUUGGUUUUUAUUGAUUUUAAAUGGGUUCACUUUAUUAUGUAUGACUUUUUUCUUCCCAGAAUCUUAUGAAAAAGCUUUAUUUUACAAAAAGGCAAUGAUUCUUAAAACAAAAACUGGUAAUGAAAACAUCACAUCAAGAGGUGAAAUUGAAUUAAGUGAAAUGAAUAGAAUUGAAGUGAUUAAAGAUACAUUAUGGAGACCUAUUGAAAUGACUAUGAAAGAACCAGUUGUUCUAUUGAUUCAUAUGUAUAUUUCAUUGAUGUAUGCAAUCAUGUACUUGUGGUUUGAAGCUUUCCCAAUUGUUUUCCAACAAACAAAACAUUUCACAUUAGUCACUAUGGGUCUUGCAUAUUUAAGUUCAUUUAUUGGUAAUAUGAUUGGUGCAAUGAUUUAUUUACCUUGGACUUAUAAGAUUCAUACAAGAAAGGCAAUUGUUAAUCAAGAAGUUCAACCUGAAAUUUUCUUACCAAUGACUAUAGUUGGUUCUAUUUUUAUGCCAGUGGGGAUUUUCAUAUUUGCAUGGACUUCAUCACCAGAUAUAAAUUGGUUCCCACCAAUGAUUGGUGUUGCAAUUUUCAAUAUUGGAGGGUUUAUGGUUUUCCAAUGUUUAUUCAAUUAUUUAGGAUUAUCAUUCCCAAGAUAUAUGGCAUCAGCAUUUUCUGGUAAUGCAUGUAUGAGAUCAAUAAUUAGUGGUGUUUUAGCAUUAUUUGGGCAUUUUAUGUUUAAUAAUUUAGGUAGUAAAAGGUUUCCAGUUGGAUGGGGUUCAACUAUUCUUGGAUUUUGCACUGCUGGUAUGAUUGCAAUCCCAGUUUUAUUUUAUCUUAAUGGACCAAAAUUAAGAGCAAGAUCUAAAUAUGCUGGGUUUGAUAUGGAUGAUAAAGUUGAAGAAGUUCAUGAACCAUUCGAUGAAGAAUCUAAGAAAGUUGAUGAUUUGGAGUCAGUUUAA